CCAGCACGCCCGCGACCCGAGUGAGGAGAAAUGGAUGGGUGGAUUUACUGCAAGGCCGCGUCAUCGCGCAUAACGAAACGGAACUAUUAGCAGGAACGUCGUGUCCCUGACUGCUUUUGAGUCGUGACAUUCGUCGCCAACAAUCACGAGUUUCGAUUUGAUUAGAAGUGGCUUCCUGUGUCCAUUCGUCAACGAGUCAAGGACGGGUGAGGCGCAAUCUUCCCACAGUGGGCUACAAACUGCCUUUCAGUCAGACGUCAGGGACAAAUGAUAUCGAGGUGGCUCCGGAACGCCAAACAGCCGCCUGUCAGUCAAGACUCGGGUACGUCUUGUUCGUGUACGUUCACGUGAAGUGUCAGUCAGCAUUUCGGGAUUAAUCUCCCCAAAGACUCCGCGACGUUCGAUCGAGUUCCCUUUCAGUCACAAAUGAGGGGCAAACGUAUACCGCCGCUGCCCCGAGCAAGAGCCGAGCCGCGUCGCGUCGCGUCGGGUGGCCGAACGGAAGGCUCCUUUUUCGGCAGGCGGCGAGGUGGCGGUUGUGGUUCCGGUGCCAUGUCGGAGCAGUUCUGAGCCGAGAGCUGCGGACGCAGGACUUCCUGCUGCAGGCCCCGCCCCCGUGUCAGGCGCCACGUGUUGAGAAGCUUAAGCGAGCUGCUAGCGUGACCUCCCCCAAGGAGGAUUUGUGUCGGCCGGCUGCUUGGCUUUCACCGGACGACCGCGACCUCACUUUUGACGCUUUUGGGGUUCUCGCCGUCGUCGCUCGCCCGCCGGAACUCUCCCAUGUGACCUGCGGGUGACCCCGCCCACGGCCGACUUCCUGAAGAAGUUGUUCACCGCAAACGAGAUGAAUGGUGACGAGUCGCCAGCCUUCGCUUCCGCCAUCUUUGGCUCGGCCGACACCAACGGCCGUGACGCUCCGGAUGCUCGCCGAGCUCACGCAAACGCCGAGUCCCGUGCCAAAGCUCUCGUCGGAAGCGAUCGAGUGUAUUUCCUGCACUCGUCUUCCCGUCAUGACAAGAGACGGCAAAGGCAAGCGUGGAGCGCAAGCGGCAUCGACAGCCAGACCGACGCGUCCCAGUACCAAGUGGAGCACCUGAGCACGUUCGUGUUGGAGCGCAAGGCCGGUCUGCUGACGGUGGAGGACGGCGUGCGACGUCUGCGGCUGCUGGACGCCAAAGGGAAGAUCUGGACGCAGGACAUGCUGCUGCGGGUCCACCGCGACAACAUCGGCCUCGUGGACUCCGACACCAAGUGCGAGCUGGAGGUGUUCCCGCUGUCUUCGGUGCAGCAGUGCCAGGCGGUGAUGAACGCGUGCGGCUUUGACUCCAUCUUGGCGCUGGUCUGCAAGGACUCUGGUCAGAACAAGGCGGACCUUCACCUGUUCCAGUGCGACCGCAUCAAGGCCCACUUGAUCCACGCCGACAUCCAGAGCGCGCUGACGGACGCCAAAGGAGGAAAACCCAAGAAACGACCGGAUGUCCUCAAGAUGAUCCUGAAGAGCGACGGUGAAAUCCCGCCUCCUCCCGCCGCUCCCGCCCCGGAACCGCCGUCCGGUCCGGAGGACGCCGAGAGCCGCGCGGACGUCCGGUCGGCCCGGAACGGUGGACGGCGGACGACGACGGCGUCGGAGGGCGGCGCGGCGGCCGUCGUGGACCGCGACGUGCAAAUCCUGAACCGCAUCCUGGACGACAUCGAGGCGUUCGUCGGCCGACUGCAGAAGGCGGCCGAGGCGUUCGGCCAACUCGCCAAACGCAAGAAGAACAAGAAGAAAAGUCCCGGAGAGGGCGUGCUGACGCUGCGCUCCAGACCGCCGGAUGAGAGUCAGUUUGUGGACUGUCUGCAGAAGUUCAAGUUUGCCUUCAACCAGCUGGGAAAACUGAACGGUCUCAUCCAGAACCCGAGCGCGGACGAGCUUCUCCACUUCCUGUUCACCCCCCUCAGAAUGGUGGUGCGGGCGUCGGGCGGCGCCGAUCUUGCCCGAAGCGCGGUUGUCCCGCUGCUCACGCGGGAGGCCAUCGAGUUCCUGCACGCCGCCGGCACGCCCGAGGAGCGCCGCCUGUGGGUGACGCUGGGCGACGGCUGGACCAAGUGCAGGUUGGAGUGGCCCAAGGAUCACGACUUCCCGCCGUGCCAGCUGGUGUUCGCCGACAGUUGGGAGCCGCCGGCGUUGCCGUCUCGGGACGAUCGUCCGAGUCGGGAGGCGGGAAGUCCGGCCGACGGCGAGCGUCGCUCGAGACGGGAAGUCGUCACGCCGCAGACGGACGAGAUUCUGGAGCGGGACGUCGCGCCCGAGCACGCCGCCGGACGCCAACCGAAGCAAAGCAAACUGUUUGCCAAAUCCAAGUACGACUUUGUGGCGAGGAACAGCACCGAGCUGUCGGUGCUCAAGGACGAGCUGGUGGAGGUUGUGGACGACAGGAAGCAGUGGUGGAAGGUGCGAAACGGCGACGGCUCGCUGGGCUACGUGCCCAACAACAUCCUGGAGGCCACCGCGCCCGCCGUGGACGUGACGGCUCGCGGCCAGGCCGUCUACAGCCACACCGUACAGCUGAUGAUGCCGCGGAAGGAGUUUGAGAUGUUCAAGCAAUUACUGGGAGAGCUCAACGAGUCGGCUCGCCGCCCUCAGAAGCAGACCGGCGGCAGGACGGAGCGCCUUCCCGACCGAGCCGCGCCGCCGCCCACGGCCCCCGCCGGGCUCCCCGCACCGCCGCCGCCCCCCCCCCCCGCCGCCGCCCGCCACAGAAACCGCCGAGCCGGCCGCCGUCGCCGAGCGCUCCGUGAGCCGCCGUGACAGUACGGCCUCGGGCGAGGCCGCCAGAGACGGCGGCGCGAGGACCCUCGCUGACCGCAGGAAGUCCAACAUGGAGGACGUCCAGGACGAGCUGCUGCACAGGCUGACGUUGGGCCGCGGCGCCCGCAAGAAACUUGCCGUUCCGUUCCGCCAGGCCGCGAACGUUCCCGCCGUCGGCAUCACGUACGAGUCGUCGC
Molecule: messenger RNA, 2988 nt
Organism: Phyllopteryx taeniolatus (common seadragon)
Lineage: Eukaryota; Metazoa; Chordata; Actinopteri; Syngnathiformes; Syngnathidae
Gene: eps8a
Product: EGFR pathway substrate 8a, signaling adaptor
Exons: 23
Coding region: 845-2791 (648 amino acids)
Biological process (GO): Rho protein signal transduction; positive regulation of ruffle assembly; regulation of Rho protein signal transduction
Cellular component (GO): ruffle membrane; vesicle; plasma membrane
Molecular function (GO): actin binding
Source: RefSeq, a predicted model, not a curated record